Molecule: messenger RNA, 984 nt
Organism: Komagataella phaffii GS115
Lineage: Eukaryota; Fungi; Ascomycota; Pichiomycetes; Pichiales; Pichiaceae
Exons: 1
Coding region: 1-984 (327 amino acids)
Molecular function (GO): intramolecular lyase activity
Source: RefSeq, a predicted model, not a curated record
AUGACAUUUUUCGCUAAGUGCCCUUCAUUUCUCCUUCUAAGUGCGGAGGAAAAUCAACUGAUCUUCUAUCGUCUCGUCUCCAAACAUCCACCAGUUCAAAUGUUCAGACUAUUAAGAUCUAGAGGUUUCACCUCCAGUUUCAAGUUCAGAUUACUUGCAACAUCGUCCGUGGCUUCGGUGGGACUUUUUACUUUCCUCCAAGUUGUCCCUGAAAGGUCUCUCAUUUGGAGUGAUGCUUCCCUUUCCAAAUUGCCCCUACCAGAUAUCACAGAGUCUAUAUCCGUGGACAAGUCCGUUCCCGCUUUUCCUAAGAACAUUGGUGGCAAAACAGAUUUUACUCUGCUGGGCUACGGUACCCGAUCUGUCACAUUUUUGUCCUUCCGAGUUUACGCUCUGGGAAUUUACAUUGCCAAGGAGGAUAUACCCAAAGUUCAGACUGUUUUAGACAGUAAGUUCAUGUCCAACUUCACCAACAAAACAAAGGGAAGUAGCCAUUUUGAGCACGUCAGUAAUGCUCUCAAAGAUGCAACUUUAUCUUCCAUCCUAGUUGAGAAUCUACUGGAUGCCGAUAUUAGGUUCAAAGUCCGAAUUGUUCCAGUGAGAAAUACUGAUUUCAAUCAUUUAAAAGACGGUUUGAUCAAAUCAAUUCUGGCUAGCUCCAAGACAAAAGAAAUUCAGAGAGAACAGGGCGAUCUUGCAACCCAGUUGGACCAAGGAUUGGACGAGCUUCGAAAACCUUUCACCACAAGAGGCUCUUUUGCCAAGGGAAAUGCCCUACUCCUAGAGAGAUUACCCAAUUCAUCUUUGGAAUUGAGCUCUGAAACGUACGAUAAACAGGGACUCCUUCUGAAACAAACUCAUUUAGGUGAGAUCGAAUCUCCCAUCAUUAGCAAAUUGCUGCUGCUUCAGUACUUGAGUGGAGAUAAACCUCUUUCACCCAAUACCAAAGAAAAAUCAUGCGAACAACUUUCGUUAUUGGUUUGA